GAGAAACUGCAAGGCUGUCAUUUCCGAGAGCACAGUUGGCUAUGUUCCUGGCAGUCUGGUUCAAGUAAGUUCAAGAUUUUAUUCACAGCAGAGAAGACGCUGGUAAUGGAGCACGAUACCUCCUUCCUCUCGGACUGUUUCAAGGCAUGUACGUCAAGUCAGUGAUCUUUUUGCCUGGGGAAAAAUCCAGUGUGGAGAAGAUCUGACUUAAAUUUUGAGAUCUAUCUAGGAAAAUGUUCAGGGUCCUGCCAAUUGUGCUGCUUGAAAUCCAGCUUCAUCUGAUUACAGCUUUAUUCACAGUGGAAGUUCUUCAGCCACAUUAUUCUGCAAAUCAUGGGAGUGAUGUGAUAAUGGGAUGUUGCUUUCCAGUACAUUCCCCAUUAGAUUUGACAAGUUUAAGUGUCUCAUGGCAAAGAAAACUGUCGGAGCUUGACAAAGAAGUCUAUAAGCUCAAUAAGGGCCAAGAAGACCUCACCCAACAAGACUCAGCAUAUCGUGGGAGAGCCGCAGUGUUGCAUGAGGAAUUAAAAAAGGGACAUUCUCUGUUACAUAUCACCAAUGUAAAGCUUACAGAUGCAGGAACUUAUGUCUGUGUUGUUGACUAUGAAGGAGCAGACUACAAGUACAUUACUUUGGAAGUUGAAGCACCCUACAAAAGAAUCAAUCUACAGGAAAGAACAGAAGAAGGAGACCUGAUCUUAACUUGCCAUUCAGAAGGGUACCCUCUGGCUGAAGUUUCUUGGUACAAUGAGAGGAAUCCCAAUGUUAGCAUGCCUGCAAACACUACACAUGAACUGACCAAUGAUGGACUUUUCAACAUAAUGAGUAUACUGAGAGUCAAACAAAGCAUUCAUGAAAACUACAGCUGUGUAUUCUGGAAUAAGAAAUUGAAUGAAAAAACAUCAGCUCACAGACCAGAGGUUUUGUUAGAUAAAACAGAUCCAUCAAUUACUGGGGGGAAAUCUUCCAUCUUAUUUAUCCUACCAAUUUGUCUGCUGGCAUUAUUUUUACUAACAGCACUCGUUGUUGUUAAAGUUCAAAAAAGAAAACGAUUCACAAAUCUCUGUACCCAAAAAGGAAAAAGAAAAAAAUGGAGGGAUUUAUCAAAGAGAGAUUUGGAUCUUCAAACCAAGAAUUUAAGUGUGGUGGCUGUUACAGACUGAAGAGCUUGAACAAAGAUGGGAAACUGUUCAUCUGUGCUGCCUGCAGUUAUUGCACUUUCCACUUAUUCCCCUUUUUGAAAUUUAUAGGGAAGCAAGAGUGCUUCAGAGGAAAAUAAGGCUGAUGCUUCUGGUUUUUGUCAGCACGGCAGCAUAUUAAUUGCUGUUCUUCUUUGCACAUUUCAGCACUGUUUUUUUCAAGCUACAAAAAAUGUGUUGCUGGACAGCACUAACAGUGGUUGCCCAAGUACAUUGCAUAUGCUUUGUGACUGUACCAUUUGUCUGAGUCUCCUCCCCCUGAUUUCCAAGAAAAUCUGUAUUUAUACAUAUGUACAUCAAUUUAUGCAUUAAAUGUCUAAUGUUAUAACAGCUGACAUAACAUUUUUGCCAGUAAGGCAUUCAUAAUUCAAUGAGCAGGGCCAGCACAGCCCUGCCAUUAGGCACAGUGAGGCAACCAUCUUAGUCGGUGGAUGCUGGGUUGUGGGGUGCUAGAUAACAGAGCUGCAUGUGCUUGAUGGCAGGCCUUUACUGCACUCCCUAAUGGACUUUGGUGGAAGAUGCUGUCCCAUUGCCAGUGUGGUAGUAGCAACAUGAUAAUUGAAUGGGGGGGGGGAGACAGACACCAUCUUGUCCUUUGCCUCAGGCAGCAACAUGUCAUCAGCUAGUCCUGCUUGUAAGUAGUCCUGACCCAAGAGAAAAUAACUGAAGCUUGCAAGUAGUGUGGGUACAACUAACCUGUAAACAUUCCUGUUUUAAAUCUUGUCAUGAAAACAACUGGUGGUCUUAGUAAAGCCAAGCCAAGGAAUCCUGGGAAAUGUAAUUUAAGGCGCUGUGAAUGAUUAGGACAACCUUACAGAACUACAAUUUUAACAGUUCCCAGGGGAGAGGGAUUGGUGGUUAAACCAAGCUGUGAGGGGAAUAGGGGUCUCAUAACAACUCUCAGCCCCCUGAACAAACUUAAAAAAAUAAACCUUUCUUUUCCUCUUCCCUCAUGCCUCUGUAAAAGAGAGAGGGGGGGGACAAUGAACUUGAGGGAGGCUUAAACACCACUACCACCACUCAGAACAAACUGGCAGCCCCAUGCAGCAGCUUCAUUUUGGUUUAAAAUAUAUAACUCAGCCUCAGUAACACCCUAAACCUAAGCUUGGAAAUAUGCCCUAAUGAAUCACAUAUUAUGCUUAGAAAUGAGGCAACAACCUGUCUGCAGACUGAAAACUGAAAUAUAAAAAUCCAUUUUAAAAACUAUCAUUUUAAAUGAAUCGGGAUGUCAUGAAACAAAAUAUAUGGAUCAUGGGAUCACAUAACACAACAUCACACAUCAAAUUGUGAGCCUGUUUGUUUAAUGGUUUACAAGGGCAAUCCUAUGCACAUUUAUCCAGACAUAAAAAACCCACUGAAUUCAGUGGAGUUUAUUGCCAGCCAGGUAAAUGGACAUAAGACUGCUGCCUUAGUUUGAUUGUUAACAUAGGCUGCAAGUCAUGAUAAUUGUGGAUGUGUGAUUUGUUCAAGAGUCCCAGUGUAUGCCAAUUUUUUUAACUGUAACUUUCUGUUUGUGAAACAGGAACAAACACCAAACACACUAAUGAAAUUAAUCAAUUAUUAUUACCUAGCACUUAAUAUUUUCAAAAGAAGUGGAUGUAACCCUUUAAGGUUGGCUUUUCUUGGUUUGUGAAGUAAGACAAUAUAUGUGUGACCUUAAGGGUUUUAUUUAUUUCAUAGAGUCAUAGAAGUUUAGAGUUGGAGGUACCUCAGAGAUCAUCUAGUCUGCUUAGUGCAGGAAUUUUGCAACUAUAGCAUCUCUGAGAGAUGGCCAUCCAGUGCUUGCUUAAAUACCUCCAGUGAAGAACUCACUGGAGGCAUUUAAUACUUCUGCUUACACUAGCGUCUAAUUUAUGGUUCUUCCUAUUUAAUACCCGAGAAGCUGCCAAACAUAGCCUAUGGUGACUGCAUCUCUUUGCUAGCCUUCAAAGUUCAUAUGCCCAUCAGCAGCUACUGCAUUGCCUUUACUAUUGCCUGGACUAAAGAAAGAAAACAGCACUUACUGAUUUUUAUUUAUUUCUAAGAUUCAAAUUAGCUGACUCUGUCCAUUCUGAGUCUUAACACUCCUGAAAAAUGAAUGCUGCUCUUCCUAAAUAGGUAGGGAAACCUGCUCGUGGGUUUCAGCAGCUAGAACUGCCUGUGCAAACUCUCCAAGUUUCUGUUUUAUUUGAGUGCAUUUCUGAAUAAUGCCCCCAUCUGCAGCCUCCAGAGUAUGUGAAUAUAUUGUUCAAUACAAGCUUCUAUAUUUUCUGCUUCACCUAAUUUCACACAAGCUGACACUUCAGAGCACCUGAGCAAAUUCUGGCUUAGACAGCAUAGAUGAAAACAAUCAUAAGAUUUUUAAAUUACACCAGAUUGGUGAAUGCUAGUUUUCUCUGAGGUGGGGAAACUGGAUCUGGCCAGUGCAACUUAAGACUGCAGGUUUGAGUUCAGAUGACUGAAUGCUUCUCUGUAGGAAAACAAAAUCCUUAAAGAUAGAAAA
Molecule: messenger RNA, 3681 nt
Organism: Rhineura floridana
Lineage: Eukaryota; Metazoa; Chordata; Lepidosauria; Squamata; Rhineuridae
Gene: CD274
Product: CD274 molecule
Exons: 7
Coding region: 234-1163 (309 amino acids)
Biological process (GO): cellular response to lipopolysaccharide; immune response; negative regulation of T cell proliferation
Cellular component (GO): external side of plasma membrane
Source: RefSeq, a predicted model, not a curated record